GCGGCCGGCGGUUUUGGUGACAUGUACACGUUCGUGAAUAGGGACGAGAGCAGCAGCGUGUACGGCGCCGUUGCCGAGCUGCUGGUGGCUCGGGGAGACUGGCGAUGUCUGCCGAGGGACUCGGCGCGGUUCCACCUCAUGCUCGGCGAGAGGAACAAGCUGCCGUUCGGACGGCUCGGUGAGCGCGGCCACGAGCCAGGUCUUGUCCAGCUGGUGAACUACUACCGAGGAUCAGGGAGCAUCUGUAGGAAGACUUCCAUGGUCAAGACUGUUCAGAGUGCCAGCUCUGCUGAAGGGUCAGACCCAUUCCGGUGGAUGCCACUGUCUUUCAUCGUCUGCCCCACCAGAUUCCUCGCUGAGAAUGAUGAGAAGGCAGCCAGGGGCAGGCUAGGGUUGAAGCCGAGGCGGAAGGACGAGAGAAGCGAGUUCCGUACUGCAGCUUCCGAUGGAAAGGGUGGUGUCUGGAUCGCCAAGGCAUCUGCUGGUGCUAAAGGUGAGGAUAUCCUGAUCUCUUCAGACUGUGAGUCGCUGCUGGAGUUUGUAGACAGAGGCAAGCAAUCUCACGUCAUACAGAAAUACAUCGAAGAUCCACUGCUGCUCACAGGCAACAGGAAGUUUGACAUGAGGAUGUGGGUUUUACUUGAUCACCAGUACAGCAUCUGGAUGUUCAAGCAGGGAGUUCUGAGAACGUCGUCUGACCCUUACAACCCUGGAGACCUUCAGGACUUGACAAGCCACCUAACCAAUCACUGCUUACAGGAAGCCCACUCUGCAAACUAUGGAAAAUAUGAGGAAGGCAACGAGAUGUUCUUCCCAGAGUUCAACAGGUUUCUUGAGACUGAACACAGCACCACCUUGGACUCUGCAGUUCUUCCCCAAGUCAGAACUGUCAUUAGACACUGCUUAGAGGCUAUCAGGGAGAGCAUCAGUACAUCAGGCCUGGACUACUGCAGCUUCCAGCUGUUCGGGUUUGACUUCAUGCUGGACACUCAGCUGAAGGUCUGGCUUAUUGAGGUGAAUGGAGCUCCGGCCUGCGCCAGGAAGCUUCUUCCUGACCUUGCUGCUGGCAUUGUAGACAUUGCAAUCAGCCCCCUGUUCCCCCCCACUGCUGAUGAAGAAGUGGGGAAGUCUGGUACAGCAGGGAAUAUCAGGGAUGCCUUCGAGAAGUUGUGACGUGCCUCGGUCUGGGAGGUCGUAUUAAACCGCGAAAAACAUAUCAGCUAGCAAACUGUGCCUGGUACAAUAGGCAAGUUGGAUGAUACACAUACCAGUACUAUUGUUCAAAAGGGAAAGAUGGAUAAAAUGUACACAAACUAUUGUGGUUGGGGGAAGGAUCCGCUGCACCUACAAACUUACAUCAUCUAUGAAAACUAGCCUGCACCUGGCCUCCAAGCUUGAAAAGUUAAGAUAGAAGUUAGAUACAGAAUAUACUGUAAGCUGUGAACCUGCUUGGACUGAAGUUCACAUACAUAUCCAAUCAGAGAAGUGUUAAGGCUCAUGAUGAAAAAGAAACAAUCCAGGAACCCUUGCUGUAGAAUAGGAUGGAAAACUGACAAUCUCUAUUGUUGUAAUAACUGACUAGUGCCUUGGCUGUACAUAAAAGUAACUUUUGUGUGUUUUAAUUAUUAACUUUUUGUGUAUAAAAUUAAGUCUUUCUUCUGAGCAAAGUAUCAGUGAAUGUUCUUAAGAGUCUGAAGCAAGCAUAUUUAUGAGUUUCAAUUUGGUGUGAAGUUGUUUGAUCAAAACUUACUAUAUUUUAUAUGCACAGAUUGUUUAUUAUUAUUUCAUGAAAUGAGUAUGCUAAGUUAUCCAGUUAAGUGAAAGUACAAAAUUUAUUAUUGCAGUUUGAUUACUUGCAGGUUUCCAGACUUGCACUCUGCCAGG
Branchiostoma belcheri (Belcher's lancelet) is the source of this 1884-nucleotide messenger RNA. RefSeq names its product tubulin--tyrosine ligase-like. The coding region runs from base 22 to 1173 and encodes 383 amino acids. Gene Ontology annotation, biological process: protein modification process. The record is from RefSeq and is a predicted model, not a curated record. Lineage: Eukaryota; Metazoa; Chordata; Leptocardii; Amphioxiformes; Branchiostomatidae. The transcript has 9 exons.